This is a messenger RNA of Penicillium pulvis, 577 nucleotides long. RefSeq names its product DNA-directed RNA polymerase core subunit RPB8. Gene Ontology annotation, molecular function: DNA-directed RNA polymerase activity. NCBI's taxonomy places the organism in Eukaryota, Fungi, Ascomycota, Eurotiomycetes, Eurotiales, Aspergillaceae. The transcript is spliced from 2 exons. Gene Ontology annotation, cellular component: RNA polymerase I complex; RNA polymerase II, core complex; RNA polymerase III complex. Bases 117 to 548 code for a protein of 143 amino acids. The record is from RefSeq and is a predicted model, not a curated record. Gene Ontology annotation, biological process: DNA-templated transcription.
CAAAUACACACCGCAAACCCAGAAUAAAAGGGUUUUUGCAGUGUCUAUAUCCUGCUCCAAGUAUUAAAUCCUGACUAGCUCCUGAAACCCUCGCCACCGCGCAGUCCAAUCUCACCAUGUCCGACCCACUCCUCUUCGAAGACUCGUUCACCGUCACCGGUGUCAACGCUCAGAAAUACGAUCGCGUCUCUCGUCUGACCUGUACCUCGAGCGAUGCUUCUAUUACCUUCACCCUCGAUGUGAACUCCGAGCUCUACCCGUGCGCCGUUGGCGAGUCGCUCUCCAUGGCGCUGGCCUCGACUCUGUCUCUCGAUGGCAAGGAGGAUACCCGUGCGAGCUGGAGAGAGGUCAGCAUGGGCGAGCAGACUCUUGCCAAUGACUACGAUUACGUUUGCCACGGCAAGGUGUACCGUUUCGAGGAGGGUUCUAUCAAGGAUACCAUGGCUGUCUUUGUGUCAUUCGGUGGUUUGCUGCUCUAUCUGGAGGGUCCCUACAAGAAGCUUGCUCCUCUGAAGAUCGACCAUGUCUACCUGCUUCUUAAGAAAUAGAUGAGUUCAGUUUGUGGACAAAAGUUCGG